This is a messenger RNA of Callorhinchus milii (elephant shark), 6160 nucleotides long. RefSeq names its product versican core protein. The coding region runs from base 251 to 6085 and encodes 1944 amino acids. The record is from RefSeq and is a predicted model, not a curated record. The transcript is spliced from 9 exons. Gene Ontology annotation, biological process: cell adhesion. Lineage: Eukaryota; Metazoa; Chordata; Chondrichthyes; Chimaeriformes; Callorhinchidae. Gene Ontology annotation, molecular function: hyaluronic acid binding.
AGGGGGUGCACCAGGAACUAUAACGUACCCUUUGAAGGAUUUCGCUUGUGUAUUCUGGUCACAACGAGUUCUUUUUAAAAUCCGAUUGGCAACGCCAGACGCUUGAAGAGGUUAGCUGUGCAACCAAGGGAUCAUCCCAGAAGAAGGAAACCCAGACCAGGACAGGCGUGUAAUCGCCUUGUCGGUAGGGACCGAGGAAGAAAGGAGUUCGGAAUCCUAACAUUGGUUUCGGAUCUGGUUACAGGUCAAAAUGAUAUUACAUUUAAGACAUAUCCUGUGGAUGUAUUCCACCUUGAUGCUAGCAUAUUCAGUGUACUCAGCUCAUGACAAUGAGAAGUUGAUGAGCAUGGUGGUUAAGGAAGUCUCCCUUGUGAAAGGGUCCCUUUCUAGUUUUGUUUCUCUCCCUUGUCACUAUACCAUUGCCCCGUCACCCUCCAACCACUCCUUGCAAGAGUUCCCACGGAUCAAGUGGACAAAAAUAGAAGUCGACAAAGACGGGAAAGACCAGAAAGAAACCACGAUUCUGGUGGCACAAAAUGGUGUGAUAAAAAUUGUCGCUGGCUAUGAUGGUAGAGUAGCAGUACCCAAGCACCCUGAGAGUCUGAAUGACGCCACACUGACUAUCUGCCGACUGCGAGCAAGCGAUACUGGCCUUUACCGCUGUGAGGUAAUGGUUGGCAUUGAAGACGAGCAGGACAUUGUCCAAUUAGAUGUCACUGGGGUAGUAUUCCACUAUCGGUCAGGACUUAGCAGGUACUCCCUGAACUUCGAGGUAGCCAAGCGGGCUUGUGAGUUGAACAGUGCAACCAUUGCCAGCCCUGAACAGAUUCAGGCUGCAUAUGAAGAUGGGUUUGACCAGUGUGACGCUGGCUGGCUUUCUGAUCAAAGCGUCAGGUACCCGAUCACCAAACCGAGACCUGGCUGCUAUGCUGAUAAAAAGGGACGUCCUGGUGUUCGAACAUAUGGAAUAAGGGACCCCAGUGAGAUGUAUGAUGUUUACUGCUAUGUUGGAGAUUUAAAUGGGGAGGUGUUCCACAUCACAGUGCCAGGAAAGCUGACGUUUGUGGAAGCUCACCAAGAGUGUCAGAACAAGGGUGCUCAGUUAGCCACCACUGGCCAGCUCCACGCUGCUUGGAAGGAAGGGCUGGAUCGCUGUGACUAUGGCUGGCUGGCAGAUGGCAGCGUGCGAUACCCCAUAGUCUAUGCCAGGACUCAGUGUGGAGGCGGCCUGCUCGGAGUGAGGACCAAGUACCUAUACAACAACAGAACUGGAUUUCCUCAUCCCUUCACAAAGUUUGAUGCCUACUGCUUUCGAGGCAAGCGGGUAAAGGUACCUCCGCCAUUGAUGCCCCAGGUCUCAGAAGUCAAAGUUCAUGAAAUUUCCAGAGAACUCGCUAUGAAUCUGUCUUCCACACCUACUGAUAGAGGUUAUGGCCAGAGCAGUAGUCCUAAAUCAGAACGUCUUCAUGAAAAAGAUCAGAUAAGUGUCUUCCCAGAUACUGAGCCCACUCCAACACUUACUGUUGUCUCCCCUGCCUUAUUUGAACCAUCACUCAGACAAGAUGUUCAAAACCAUACUGUGGCUGCUGCGCCUGCUGAACACGAAAUUAAAAGUCAAGAUGAAGAUGUUAGCCUGCAUACUGAAUAUCCGGUAGUGGAGACCAGCUCAAUGCCACCAACUGGUCAAGCUGAUUUUGAAAAAGAAUUUUACGAUGGUAAAAUAAUUCAACCCAGUUUAGAAACAUUGAUUGAAGAAGUGACAACUGGAAAAAUGCCAGUGGAUGACAAGCUGGAAAUAUCUGUGAUCACCCGCACUGUGAUAACUGCAGGCGUAGAAAAAGACGGUCAGACUGUUGGUCCACAGGAUGUAAAAGAAAACAUAUCCAUUGCAGAAACCACUGUCAGUGCAAAGGCACCUUUAGACACCAGCACUGUCAGUACAACAAUUGUAGGAAGUCAGAGUGAAAGUGUCCAAACAUUUGUACCAAUUGAGGUUGUGCCAACCUCGAUCACAGAUAAACCUGCUUUACCACAAGACACACAUCUUGGUAGCGUUCCCACAUCUCAAGAAGGGACAGAAAGCCCAGAGGAGGUAACUGAUAAGCAGAUUGAGAAAAUAACGGUACUGUAUGCUAGUGAUGUUCCAGCCAGCAGUUUAAAUAAAACUGCUGUAACACAACAGGCAGAACCAGAAGAAUCCAGAGAUGAAAAGAAAUCCACAUUGCUGCCAUUCAUGUCAAAUGAUUCAGUAACUACAGAACGUGACAGAAAAACAGUUUUAGCUUCUACUACAUCUGAGGACCAUAGUAAUAGAACAAGGAAAGACCAGGACAGCAAGAAAGAGGUAGUGACGCAUUCACUGAGUACAGCUGAACCUGCUUCUGACAUCACUGGAACGGAAGCCACGAGUAUCGAAGACGCCAGUCAUAUUAUAAAAGUUGUACCUAUAAGCAUUGUACCAGAAACUACACCACCCAUAACUGUGUCUGCAACUAAAGAUAGCAUAUUAUUAGCCUCAAGAACUAUGAGAACAAUGACUGAUGAGCCAUCAGUUUAUUCAACAUUAAGACCGAUGGCCUCUUUGUCUACGCAAUCGAGCACUGAUGAAGCUGAAGGAUCUUCUAGCAUUAUGUUGUCAAGUGAUGAAAAAGAAGACGGGCAAGAACAAUCUUUUGAAGAUGAAGGACCAUCUACUUCAUUGAUUCUACCAGAAGUAACAUCCCAAGGAGAUUCUGAAGAUGCGAACACUGAGGUUGUCUUCGCUGAUUCAGCUAAAGUUAUUGAAAAGUCAACAGUUCAAGUCAUUACUUUGGAAUCUCAAAGCUCCGUUGUCCAGUCCACGCAGUUCGAGCAAACAGUUACCACUCCAGAAAGUCAUGCUGCAAGAGUAAUCCCAUCAAAAUAUUUUUCUGACGAUCUAAUGAAGAAAGAAUUAGUAGCUAAUCAAACAGGGCUGAUUCAUGCAUUUGCUGAGCCAACUCAUACUGGUAAGACAGUGGAAUCUACAGAUUCGACUGGAUUAUCUUCUGAAGCUUUGAUAGAGAAAGUUGCUCAUGAGACUGAUGUGGAUGAGGCCAGUGGACUCGAACCUAAAGAAGCUGAAGGUCUCUUCUUUCCAGAAGUUCAGACGGUCUCAAGUCACACAGAGGUUGUAAAUGCUUCUGGUGAUGAUAGGCCAACAGAAUAUGACCAUAAACCUAGUGGCCACCUGCAUUUUGUAAGCCAUCAACCCACAGUCGAGGAAGUGAGUAUAGAAUCUACAAGUGGCAUCACAGAGGAAUCAGUGAAAGAGCAUGGUGUGUCGCAGACUAUUACCAUUACAAGCACUCAAGAACAACCAGAUGUUUUUACUCUUGAAUCAGAUGGGAACGUGGAUAUGAUAAGUCAAUUGCCGCAGGGCCAGUCCACAGUUUCGGCUACACCAGAGUCGGUUAGCGUCCUAACACAAGCUGCUGAGGAAAGUCGAGCAGUCCACACCUCUGGAUCUGAUCAUAUGAUAAGAUUUGAGACUCUGUCACCACAGAUAGAGGUAGAAAAGAAAAUACAUCACAUAACUACAACAGUGCAAGAACCAGAAGAAGCAAAACGCGAGAGUCAUUAUACAACAGUGAUAACUCCACAAGAAACAUCAGAACCUAGAUUUGUACCUGGGGAUAAAAUUCACCCAGUACGACCAGUACCAACAUAUUCUGAGGAAACGAAAGCUGAGUCCGCUGUGACUGUUUUACCAAGCACAUUAUUGCCUAUUGUAAAUUCCACAGUUGCAGGUAUUCAAGAAGAGCUAGACAUUAGUACUGCAGAAAAGAUUCAACCAGAAUCAGCAAGCGAAGAAGGUAGUGCGAUUGGCCAGGACAUUGAAUCACAUUCAAGUACCCCAGAAAUAUCAACUAUUUCUAAAAGAUUUGUGACUGAGUCAUCUAAAGCAGUAUCUCACCAUCCUGUUUCAGUGCAAGAGGUCACUUCAAUGCCUGUGAUCGUCAGUCACAUUCCGGUAAUAGACUCCACCUCAGAGAAGACAAUAUCUCACCAUCCACAUGAGGUUACCUCAGUGCCUGUGAGUGAAAUUUACAUACCUGUUGAAGACUCCACCCCAGAUGAGAUUGAGAAGGAUACUGCCGAAAUAGUUCCUGAGAUAAUUGCCAAAACCUCUACAUCGCCACAAAAGAUAGUUCAUUCCCUGGUUGAAUCAACUGUUACCUCCUCAUCUGUAACAGCAGAAGAGAUAGAAGGAUCAGGUACUCCAGAGGAAACAACAGGCACAAAGGAACUGAGCACAGCAGGCUCUGAAACAGACACCAAGGUUAGAACCACAGCCUCCGUCACUGGAGUGGAGGUAAUGGAGGUAACCACAAAAGCAAUCAAAUUAUUCCCAACAACAACAGCUGCCUCUGCCAAAACAAGACCUGGUACAAGUGCAUCCAUCAAAGACACUGAAGUAAAAACAACAGUCAAACCAAAAUCUUCAGUAACAGAUAUAUUACCACUUAUUAUUGAAAAUGAUCCUGGUGAGACUCCAGUGGAAGAGACUGUAAUUAUUGGUGAAUCGAGUACCCUGCUUCCUGGUGUCUCAGACAUCGAUAUGACAGGCAGUCUGUCCCAACUGGACAUCGAUCACGAAUAUUUCACAAUGUCGCCGACCAGAGUAACACCAGUCUUUAAACCUUCUGCUGCUGUCUCUCCUAUCGGGGUCACGUCAAAGGCUGUAGCAUCUCCAGACUCGGCUGCAGCAUCUCCAGACUCGGCUGCAGCAUCUCCAGACUCUCCUCCAGCAGGAGAUCAAAAGGCUGUAGAAGCUUCAACAUUUUCCACCAUUCCAACAACUAUAGCUUCUUUCCCAGCACAGCCAGACACAGAGGAAGAGCAGAAACCAGUUGAUGUUGUGGAAAAAUUGACGGCUACCACUGCACUGGAUAAGGAAGUGUUAACUGAUCAUGGUUUGGAAAUGGAAGGGUCUGGGGCAGAAAUUGCAAACGGCAGAAUAACUUCUACAGAAUCCUUGCCUUCAUUCCAUGUUCAGUCACCCGAUGAGGAGGUGACAGAUGCAUUAGUUCCCGGGGGUCCUAUUCACUUUGUCUACAUUCAGAUUGACGUAAGAGGAGAAGGCAGUGGAGGAACAGGACAAAUUCCCACAUCGCAGACUGUUCCUCCAGCACUGAGGUUUAUUAAUGGAAAGAGCCAAAUGGAAUUUGAACCUCCGGUCAGAAAAGGAGAAGAAGCAAAGGGAGACCAGGUAGAAAGUGUGUCUCCCACAAUAAGUGCAGUGCAAGAUACAGAUAUCCCUGAAGAACCCAGUGAUGAACAGACGCAAAUACUGACUAGAAAUGAGUUUGAUGCCACACAAGAGCCAGAUGUCCCAACUGAGAAAUUGGUCAUAAUACCCACUGACAAAACAGCAUCAGAAACGGUUGUUAAAUUCCUGCAGGCUACAGAAGUCCUACCAGUAGAACAUAUCAGUGAAGAAGUUGUUCUUAUCCCAUCAUCCAUACAAAAUGGUCAUCCAACGGCAGAGGCUGGAAAGGUGUCUGAGGAAAUCUCAGUCAGCAAAUCAUUCGAAGACAAGCAAGAGCUCCCUGUGAUUGUCACAGCAACUCCAAAAGAUUUUGUGGCCCUGGGAACUGAAAAUUACAUCACUGAAACAAGUACAACGAAGAUGUUACCUACCAAACAGACUGAACUCUCAGCACUAGUGGAAACUGCUGUCCCAACAAAGAAAUUGGAAGAUUUACAGUCUACUGAAUUUGAUGAUAACAUAGUAGCAAAGCCUUUUGUUGAAGAAGGCAUUGAAAGCUCUGGUGAAGGAUUUGAAACUAGCAGCAUGGUAACUACGCAGAUUUUGAGGGAAGAAACUUCAGCCACAGCAGCCACAGUUAUCGUAAAGACAACAGAAAGACACAAGAAGGUUUCUACAUUUCAAACACUUCAGUCAACUGAAGUGGAUACGGCUUCAGUGCCCUCAACUAAACUGUUUUUAACUGAUGAGGUUUCUGGCAAAACUGCGUCUGAUUCCAAGUUAAUGACAACAGAGGAAGCCCAGGUAGAUAUGGGAGAACAACUUACUUUCAGAAACAUACAGAAAAACAAAUAACAGCUGAUUCAUUUGUUGAAUCGUCUGGCAGUUCAGAGAUUGAAAUGACAUCUUCAGAAAAAAGCACGGAAGUAA